Molecule: messenger RNA, 1538 nt
Organism: Uloborus diversus
Lineage: Eukaryota; Metazoa; Arthropoda; Arachnida; Araneae; Uloboridae
Product: peptidyl-prolyl cis-trans isomerase D-like
Exons: 11
Coding region: 21-1118 (365 amino acids)
Biological process (GO): protein peptidyl-prolyl isomerization
Molecular function (GO): protein binding; peptidyl-prolyl cis-trans isomerase activity
Source: RefSeq, a predicted model, not a curated record
CUUUCUCCAUUCGUGCCAAAAUGUCUGCACCGCUGGAAGGGAACCCGCACGUGUUUCUCGAUGUCAGGAUUGGCGAAGAGCGAGUGGGGAGGAUCGUGAUAGAGCUCUUCAGAGACGUCGUCCCGAAGACUGCCGAAAAUUUCCGAGCCCUUUGCACCGGAGAGAAGGGGAUCGGUUCCAUGGGGAAGCCCCUGCACUACAAGGGAUCCCCUUUCCACAAGUUGAUUCGCCGAUUCAUGGUCCAGGGGGGAGACUUCAUCCUGGGGGACGGGAGGGGCAGCGAGAGCAUCUACGGAUUCACAUUCCCGGACGAAAACUUCCGGCUCAAGCAUGACCAGCCGGGCCUCCUGAGCAUGGCGAACAACGGGCCGGACAGCAACGGGUCGCAGUUCUUCCUGACCAUGGUGGCCACCCCCCACCUGGACGACAAGCACGUGGUCUUCGGGAGGGUGAGGAGGGGGAUGGGGGUGCUGCACGAGAUGGAGAACGUUCCCACGGGGGAGGGGGACGAGCCCCUGGAGCCCUGCUACAUCGCGGACUGCGGGGCAUUUGCCCCCGGAGAGGACUUCCGGCUGGGAGAGAGGGACGGCACGGAAGACGUCUACCCCCCCUUUCCGGAAGACUCGGACCUGGACUUCAGCGAGGUUGAUCUGGUGUUGAAAGUUGCAGACAAAAUCAAAUUGUCGGGUAAUAUCUACUUCAGGAAGGAAGAUUAUGUCAAUGCGAAUAUGAAAUACAAGAAAGCUUUGAGGUACCUGAACAAACUGCACGAAACGAACGAGGCCUCCCCGAACGUAGAGAAGCGGAUGAAUGUCCUAGUGCUGCCCUGCAUUUUAAACAGUGCUGCUUGCAAAUUGAAGCUUAAAUUAUAUGACAGAGCUUUAGAAGACUGCGAUGAGGCACUAGACAUUGAACCAAAGAACCCCAAGGCUCUUUACAGGAGAGGUCAGGCGUUCCAUGGGGUCAGUGACUACGAGAGGAGUUUAGCAGAUUUGCAAGAAGCCCUGAGGCUGGCACCCAAUGACCGAUCUGUCCUCGCAGAGCUGGCUGCAGUGCGGGGAGAAAUGCAAGCCUACAAAGCCAGGGAAAGGAAAGCGUAUGCGAAAUACUUCAUGUGAAGUCGGAUUCACCCCUCACCCCCCUUCACUCCUGUGGGGAGAUUCUCCCGAGAGCACAAUCGAGCAUGGACUCUUUAGGGCCGGAUUUCCGUCUGUUUGUGCAGAUAAAGCAGAAACGUUCAAUGUGGAUGGGACCCCUUUUCUUGAACUCCCGGAUGAAGUGAAGUCUCCCGAAUUUUCAUCGGGACAACGAAAUUCCCCAAAAAGGGGAUUCUUCGGCGAUCUGGGUUUCGGAAAAAAAAAUCCCUGUGCCGAAAUGAUCCCCAUUGCAGAACCUUUUCGUACAGGAGUAUGGAAAGGAUACGUGUUCGAUCGACGUGUUACUUUCCCUCUUUUUGAAACUUCUAUCUCCUAAAAAAUGCCACAAAACUAUUCUAUUUUUUUCUCUAAACAAUCUUAAUCUUUACUUGCUGCAAGGAA